UUAAAGCUACACGUUUUACAUUUUCAAUGCACAUGAUAUUUCCUUAAGAUACUAAAUUAAAAAAAAACGAGCUUUAUUAUAUUGCGAAGAACGAUACUCGAAAAUUAAUGUUUAAACAUUAUUAAAUAAUAAUGUUCCGAUUUUGAAAAAAUAAAUUAACAGGAAGUGGCAACGGUAAACAAAUGGCGACUAACCUUAUUUUGUUUAUAUUAUUUUCUAAAAGAAAGAACGUGAGAUAUUGUUUAAAUUGAAUGUUAAUGCUAUUAUUUAAUAUUCAUAUAUCUUACACAUUGCUUUAUACAUAAAAUAUCAAUAUGGCGGAAAAAAAGUAUGAUCUAGCCUUGAUAGAUACAAAAAAUGAUCAGCCUGUAAAACAUCAAAAAUGGUAUAAAGAGAGGCUUCAAACUAAAUACAUUAAAAAUUUGAAGCCUGGUGAAAAAAUAACUACAAGCAACACUAAGGAUUGGAUUUUUUUAAAAGAUGGAUUAGAUGACUUUAGAGAUGGCCUUCCUCCUGAUUCAAAUGGCUGUGAUUUUAUAAAGAUCGGCAAAGGAGAUUUUCCUAUAAUUAGCAGUGAUUUUCUUAGCUGCAAUAGUGGAGGUUUGAAAAAACCAGGAACUAAGAAAAGGCUUAGUCGAUUUCAGACCUAUUUAUCUAAGAAUACACCACAGCAAUACCAACGAAGAGCAUUUGUGGAAGAAGUUGAGCAAGGUUUACUAAAGCAUCCAUUAGCCUUAUACCCACACUUGGAAGAAAGUGUUGCACCAGAGAGAAGGCCCUUGUUAAAAUCUAAGUUGCAGGCAGUAGCUGCUUAUAAAGGAAACAAUGAAAUUAUUCAAAAAAUAUUUGAAGACAUUGUAGAUCUUCUAGACCCACAGUUUAAUAUAAAUGAGAUUCAAGAUGAUGAUAUUGAAGGUCUUGGAAAAUUAGAUGAGCAUUUAGAAGACGGUUCGUUCCCUGAAGCAGAUCAAAGUGUGAGGCCUAAGCCAGAUGAUUUAGGAUUUAAAGAUGGUGAUACCUUAGCAACAAAAAAUCUAUACCGAUGGGUGCCUCGUAAAGAAAGCAAGAAAGAUGGAAAGAAGACCAAAGAGAGUGAGAUACCCUGGAGUAACACUAUUGCUGAAGAAGAACACAUGAAAAGAGUCACACAGGAAUUUUGUGAAUGGGUGCAAGAUCUUGGUGGCGAGACGAACAAUAUAGAGGAGUCCACAAUAACUAGUCUGUUUGCCAGUGGCUAUGAAACUAAACCCGCCCUCUCUGUGCCUAUACAUGUUGUUGAACUGACCAACGUCCCUCAGGAACUUCGAGUGUCAGCAGUUGUGCCACCUCCUGCCCCCACAUCAAAAACUCAUUUGGCUAACUUUGAAGCUCCAAAAAAGAAAAUCUCCAGCGAUUAUGAGCCAAGCUGGGUUAAAUUUAGAUAUGGUGCUUGGUAUUUGCAUCCAAAGACUUGGAAGAAAAUGGGCUACACAGAACCCCUUGAAGAUCCCAAGCAGUUGAAAGAAUAUGAGUUAUCAGAAGCAAAGAAAAGGAGCAAUGAAUUGAAUCAUGAAUUGGCUGGCAUGCAUGCAUCCAAGGCAUUUUCUGAAUUUAUAACUAGGAAAAACACCAGAAAACCAGAGUUUUUGGUAGAAGUGGCAGAGAUCCAGAAAAAGGCGGCAGAAGAGGAGCAGAGGAGGCUAGAACUAGAGCAGCAGAGCAAACAGAAGAAACGAAUGUCUCUGAAAGAAGUGGUCGAGGCGUAGCUAUUGUACUCCAAGAAACAUUUCAUCCAUGUGGGUUAUCUACCAUGUCCCGUGGGUUAUCUCCCUGUCCCAGCUGUAAUAGAUGCUUGCUCACAAGACUUUUGAUCUGAAAUCACUUUAAGAGAACUUCUUUGUUGCAGCCUUGGAAAAGUUUGUUCAAGAGGAAUAUCUGCAAUCUUACAUCACAAUAAUGAAUAAAUUUAGCACUCUAUGUUUUUAAAAUUUAUUUUACCUAUCACUUUAGAUUAUUUUUUACUUAACACUACAGUUGAGAAUUGCAAACUUUGGUCACAGUUAACUGUCAAACAUUUCCUUUUUAAAUAUAAGUAUUGCCUUUUGUAUCUGUAGUGCUUCUCAAUUCCAUUUCUGUCCCACCAAAACUUUUCAUUUUUCUAAGCGGAUGGCAAUUAUAACUUAUCAUAAAAUUAAUAUUUUUUUUAAUAUGGCGAGAGAAUAUCUAGUUUCAGCAAAAAAAGGUGAUAUGGUUAUUUAUAGUAAAAAAAAAUUCUGAUGAAGAUAUGUAAGAUAGAGUGAGUUUAAUCUCAAAUAUAGAGCUGUUUUGGCAUUGAUUAUUUUCGUAUGGCCUACUAUAGUAUAGGACAAUGUUGGGUUGUGUAGAAAUAAAUUUUAAACCAAAUUUUUAAAAGUACAAAUAGUAAUUUGGUGUACAUAAAUUGUUUUCAAAUGGUGAAGUAUUUUUAUCUAGUUAUUGUCGUUGAAUUGACAGCUUUGUCUUCAUGAGGUAUUGUUCUUCAAACAUUCCGUGGAAUAGUAAAACAAACACAGAAGGAAUCUUAGAGGAAAGGUGGAGAAUGAGGGCAUGAAAAGUACUGAUCAAAGCAGUAUUAAUGUGUGCAUAUGUAUUAA
Messenger RNA from Physella acuta, 2612 nucleotides. Its product is annotated as protein FAM47E. Gene Ontology annotation, cellular component: chromatin. Gene Ontology annotation, biological process: transcription initiation-coupled chromatin remodeling. NCBI's taxonomy places the organism in Eukaryota, Metazoa, Mollusca, Gastropoda, Physidae. The record is from RefSeq and is a predicted model, not a curated record.